AUGAAAGGAUUAACUCAAUUCAUUGUAGAUAUCAGGAAUACCCAUGACCAACAGGAGGAGAAGAAACGUAUAAAUGUUGAAGUCAAUAACAUUCAAUUGAAAUUCAACAGUGGUUUGAAUGAUUACCAAAGAAGAAAAUAUAUCUCCAAAAUCGUCUAUAUAUAUCUACUUGGUUACGACCAUUUGAUAGAAUUCGGUACUAAAGAAUGUUUACAAUUACUUAUGAAUAACAAGGUUCCUGAAAAACAACUCGGAUACUUAUACUUAUCGGUAAUGAUUCAAAACAAAGGUGACAACGAACAGUAUGUGAAUGAAAUUUUUGGAUUAACCUUCAACCAGUUGAAAAACGAUCUCAACAAUAAGAAUGAAGAUAUCAACACUAUAGCCAUACAAUUUAUUAGUAACAACUUGAUACUUGAUUAUAAGUUUCAACAAGGAUCUCCUAAUUCGAACGAUUUCAUCGAACUUAUAGAGACGUUAUAUUCAAUGGUCAUAUCUCCAGUCAAUUCCAUUUUGAUAAAAAAGAAGGCUAUAGUUGGAUUGAAGAAUUUGAUCUUGAUGUACCCACAAAUCCUUGAUGAUAAUAAUUGGAUUCCUAGACUUCUUAAUCUAAUAGAUAAUAAUCAAGAUUUGUCAAUAAUUUUGAAUUCGACUAAGUUGAUAGAAAUCUUGAUUACAUUGAAACCAAACUAUAUUUAUUCCAUCAUUCCUUCCAUAACGAAAAAUUUGAAUGAUUUGAUCAUUGAAAACACAUGUCCCAAAGAAUUCUAUUACUAUUUGAUACCUUCUCCGUGGUUGAUAAUCAAAUUAUUCAAGCUACUUGAACAUUGCUUCUUACUAUCAAAUAACCAAUUGAUGAUAGAUGAUGCCAAUUUGAACAAUUUACGUCAAAUCGUAGCCAAAACCAUUCAAAUGUCUUCCAAACCUAUCAAAGGAUUACCCAAUAGAAACAGUCAAAAUUCAAUUUUGUUCCAAGCUGUAUCAAUUGCUGUAUUCUUACAAGCAUCCGACGAAGCUAUCACAGGAGCAAUCAAUGCCUUAAUAGAUUUGUUGGUAACUCAUGACACAAACACAAGAUACUUAUCAUUAGAUGUGUUAAUAAAGCUAAUUGGUAGAUCAAAUAAUAGUAGUUCAAGUAACAAUUCUUCCAAUUUGAUUUAUAGUAAUUUGAAGACCAUAUUGGGCUUGUUGAACGAUAGGGAUAUCAGUAUCAAAAGAAAGACUCUUGAUCUCAUUUACAUAAUCACAAACGAAGAGAAUUACCAGAAUAUCAUAAAUAAAUUGAUUGAUUAUUACCCACAAUGUGACAUACAAUUAAAGUCAGAGUUGAGUAUCAAAAUAGCAGUUUUGAGUGAAAAUUUUGCUCAAGAUUCCAACUGGUAUGUAAAUAUCAUGAUUAAAUUAAUAUCUAUUCCUACAACCAAUGAAAUAUUGAAUAAUGAAAUUUGGGAAAGAAUUUGUCAAAUCUUAAUCAACAAUCAUGAUCUUCAUAAAUCUACUACAAAACUCAUCAUUUCCAAAUUAGCUAAAUUGAUAAAAGGGGGAGAAGCUAUAUCCAAUAACUUGAUCAAAUUAUCGAGUUUCAUUAUUGGUGAAUUUGGUCCACUUGUGAAAGAAGAUUAUUCACCAGCAUCUCAGUUCAAUUUGCUUUUUGAGUGCUAUUCAAAAGUUAACUUGAUUUCGAGAUCAAUGAUCUUAUCAAGUUUCAUGAAAAUGUUGGUAAAUUAUCCUGAUGAAGAUUUCGUUCCUAAUAUAGUUGAUUUGUUUGAACUUGAGUUAUAUUCUUUGGAUUUAGAAAUCCAAACCAGGGCUAACGAAUACUUGAAAUUAUUUACAACCAACAAUUUGCAUUUACACAAACCUUUACCACCAUUCGAAUCAACUGAAAACCAUUUACUUUCCAGAAUUGGUAAUGUUGAUAAAAUCGUUAGCGGAUUUGUUAACAAAAAGAAAAUCCAACAACUGAAAUCAACAGACGAUGAUCCUUUCGGAGAUGAAGCAGUUCCAGAAGAAACCUAUCCAUUAUCCCCUAACUGGUAUAAUGGAUAUGUUAGAAUGCUUAACUUUAAUGCAGGGAUCUUUUUCGAAAAUCAAUUGGUCAAAAUCACUUAUAAAAUAACCAGAGAUGGUUUCAAUCUUUCUUAUAAAUUUACUAUCAUAAACAAUUCAUAUAAGGUAUCGAAAAACAAUUUGACAAACUUCAAAGUCCUUGAUUUGAAAUCCUUGACCAAUAGUGUCAACCCCAGUUAUCUCAUGAACAUUCACUCAUUACCUGAACAAUUAAUUACUGAUAAAUCCACCCUUGAAAUGUCAGUUAAAAUUAGAAGUGUUGUAGAGAUUGAAGAACCAACCAUCAUAUCCUUAACAUUCAAUGUGGGAGGCUCUUUUAAUCAAUUGAACUUGAAAAUUCCAAUUAAUUUGAUCAAAACAUUAUCACCAACUGGAUUGAAAAUGGACGAAUUCAAAAACAGAUGGAUGCAAAUCAAUCAGUUGUUACCCAAUAACACGGGAGAACAUAUCAUCAAUACUAACACCAGCAUCAGAUAUAAUUCUUCGAAUAUCAUAAGAUUAUUACAGAGAUUAGGGUUCUCAAUUGUAUAUGAAAACACUGAAGGUAUUUUGAUUUUAGGUGCAGGGAUCAUACAAUGUCAAAACUCUAAAUACGGUUGUUUAGUUUCAGUCAAGAGUUCCCAAGAUAUAGGUAAGCAAUUUGAAAUCAUUAUCAAAUGUACAGGUGGUGGAGUAUCACAGAUCAUAGCCUCCACUAUUGAUGAAAUUUUCCAAUCAGGUUUUUAA
This is a messenger RNA of Yamadazyma jaroonii, 2796 nucleotides long. The record is from the annotation of a GenBank genome assembly. NCBI's taxonomy places the organism in Eukaryota, Fungi, Ascomycota, Pichiomycetes, Serinales, Debaryomycetaceae.